AUGAGCUCUUGUCUCUGGGCCACCGAGGCCGCUCGAAGAAAACGAAAACCGCCACUAUUUCCUGGCUCCGCUCGCUUCAAUGCGGGCGAAUUACACCAUGGUGUCCAGAAAACCCAUGACGGGGUAGCUUCUUUCGAAGACCAGAUAUCUCCCCUAACUUCCGACUUGAAUCUGCUUAUUGAUCUCAUUAAUGACGGUAAUAAAGAGAAGGUAUUUCUGCAUGUGGAUUAUAUGGCGUCAACAAAACUCGAGUCAGAAGCUCAACCAGAAUCAAGCAUCGAUGAGUCCUCUUCACGUCCCUGGAGUGCUGGCGGGUCCGCUACUCCAGAUGUGUCAUUGUCUGGCGUGAAGACAGAACGAAAAGAGAAUACAUUACUGUUGGCAGAAGCUAUCCGAUCCGAGGUUGGUGAAGAACUCCUUAAAACAAAGAUUGAAGAGAAGGAGCAUGAUAUAAGCUCUCCAAAACCGUCGCCUUCACUUGAAAGAGAUGAGCAUACUACGACCAAGGGUCAAAAGCCAGAGGAUAAUUUACUGGAGGAGUCAGAUAUAGAGGCUGCCCCAGAUGCCGUUGAGCACAAUCUGCCUGCCCAACCCGUUGAGCCAAAACCUUCAUCUGGAUUGGAGGUCACCCAGGAGAUGCCACAAGCAGAGAGUUCCCCAAGGAGAAACAGUCAUUCUACAGAAGCAAAUGAUUUACCGCACAACAUACCUGAUGAGCUUGAACAAGAUAAUGAUUCUCCCAAGGAAAAACCCAAAGCAGUACGCGUCAAGGUCGAGGAGUCCGACUCAGAGGUAAGUGAUACUUCUUUUCAAGCCAUUAGCAGUGCUAUUCGUAAAAGCUUUGCGGGAAAGGUUUCAAUAGGUGCCACAGGGGACAAUGGCCCGCUAUAUUCACCAGGCUUGACUAGGAAAGAUACCAUUGGGGGCCCAAGGCGUUCCAGUGACAAGAAUGGUCCAAUACACGUGAAGCAAGAAAAGGAAGAAAGUAUACUCCCUCGUGAAUCUUCUACAAAUGGCCUGUCAUCUAAGAGUGCGCCCAUCAGUAACAGGAUUUCAAAGCGUACGUCAGUCUUUGUCUCCCUUCCUUCAAGAGAACCAAUAGCAUACCUGUCUAAUAAGCGCCAUUCUAUUAAAGUGAAAAUGGAGGAACAAGAAUCAGACCCGCAUACAUCUAGAGUCAAUCUGGCAUUGACACAGGCUGCAAAGGCAGAACCAGCACCCCCUUCAAGGAUACCUGUCGACUCUGAUAUCCCCAGGGCUAAGAAAGAGCCAUCCUUGCAUAAUAACAGCAGACCCAGACAGGAUGUCUCCAGUUCGAAGACAGCCAGUCAUGGUGCUGUCACCACGGGAAACAAAAACAAGACGCCGCUGUUGAAGAAUCGCUCUCUGACUCGAGAUUCAAGACGUGUUUCCCCGGAACGAGUUCCUCAGUUGUCGAGUGCUCCAAGCUCGAGAUCACCGACGAGAUAUGGUACUAAGGACGGCAAUAAUGGCGAAACGGGAAGAUAUUCGGUGGCCACCUCCACUACUGCUUCUACUCCUGGGGAAAGAAGGUAUUCCACCGACGACCAAAAGCCAGAAGCUGUAUCCAAUUUGUCAAAAUCCUCACUGAAAUCAGCGAAGGAAAAGCGUAACCAAAAUAAGUUCCUCACCACUACCUUGAAUCCUCAAAAACCUCCGCAGUUUAAUCCCGUGAAGACUAAAAUCAAGAACCCUUCUCCUAUAAAACGUUUCUUGGAUACCGACAUUGAGAAAGAGCGUCUUGAAUUAAAAGAGAGAAGGCUUAAAAUGAAUGAACUUGCUUCCAAUAAGGUUAUUUUGGCUCCACUGAGCACUGAGAAAAAUAGCAGAGCAGAAGCUGCGUUACAGCAAAGAAGAAGUUCACCCACAAGGAAACGAGCUGCGAGCCCAGUGAAAAGAGAACCACUGCCUUCUCGGAAAGAAGCCCAGAGUUCCAAUAAGUUCAGAAAAGUUGAGGAAUCGGUUAAUGCUUCCAGGCGGAGAGCAGCUGUUGGUAAUGCCCAACCCUUGCCUGAAGCAGCUCGUGGUCGGUUCGUUAAAGAACGUCCCAGGCAAGAAAAGCCCCGUGUGGAUGAAAAGAGAACUCCAAUAAAAAUUCCCAAUAGCAGUCGCUCUGGCAGGACACCAAUUAAUGUGGGCGCUUCGGGAAGUCCUGCUAUAAGGGGAGAUGCGUUGCCUGAGAUACCCUCUGACGAUGAAUCUUUGAAGAAGCAAAAGUAUUUUAAGAACUGGGCAAAUACUCCAGAACUUCAGAAGCUUAUACAAGUCAACCACAAGAUCAACCCUGUGGACAUUUUUGGAGAAGUCGCUGAUCUACGUAUGGAUGAGGUCUUUGAGUCCACCUCUACCGACAAAAAAUAA
This is a messenger RNA of Candidozyma haemuli, 2382 nucleotides long. RefSeq lists its product as uncharacterized. The transcript has 2 exons. Lineage: Eukaryota; Fungi; Ascomycota; Pichiomycetes; Serinales; Metschnikowiaceae. The coding region runs from base 1 to 2382 and encodes 793 amino acids. The record is from RefSeq and is a predicted model, not a curated record.